Knipowitschia caucasica is the source of this 6537-nucleotide messenger RNA. NCBI's taxonomy places the organism in Eukaryota, Metazoa, Chordata, Actinopteri, Gobiiformes, Gobiidae. The record is from the annotation of a GenBank genome assembly.
AUGAUGAAGAGAACGUUCAUGAGUGGACUCUGUGUGGACCCUGUGUGGACUCUGUGUGGACCCUGUGUGGACCCUGUGUGGACCCUGUGUGGACUGUGUGGACUCUGUGUGGACCCUGUGUGGACCCUGUGUGGACUCUGUGUGGACUCUGUGUGGACCCUGUGUGGACCCUGUGUGGACCCUGUGUGGACUGUGUGUGGACUCUGUGUGGACUCUGUGUGGACCCUGUGUGGACCCUGUGUGGACUCUGUGUGGACCCUGUGUGGACUCUGUGUGGACUCUGUGUGGACCCUGUGUGGACCCUGUGUGGACCCUGUGUGGACCCUGUGUGGACUCUGUGUGGACCCUGUGUGGACCCUGUGUGGACUCUGUGUGGACCCUGUGUGGACCCCUGUGUGGACUCUGUGUGGACCCUGUGUGGACCCUGUGUGGACUCUGUGUGGACCCUGUGUGGACCCUGUGUGGACUCUGUGUGGACUCUGUGUGGACCCUGUGUGGACCCUGUGUGGACUCUGUGUGGACUCUGUGUGGACUCUGUGUGGACCCUGUGUGGACCCUGUGUGGACCCUGUGUGGACUCUGUGUGGACUCUGUGUGGACCCUGUGUGGACCCUGUGUGGACCCUGUGUGGACCCUGUGUGGACUCUGUUUGGACCCUGUGUGGACCCUGUGUGGACCCUGUGUGGACUGUGUGGACUCUGUGUGGACCCUGUGUGGACCCUGUGUGGACUCUGUGUGGACUCUGUGUGGACCCUGUGUGGACUCUGUGUGGACUCUGUGUGGACCCUGUGUGGACCCUGUGUGGACCCUGUGUGGACCCUGUGUGGACCCUGUGUGGACUCUGUGUGGACCCUGUGUGGACCCUGUGUGGACCCUGUGUGGACUCUGUGUGGACCCUGUGUGGACCCUGUGUGGACCCUGUGUGGACUCUGUGUGGACUCUGUGUGGACCCUGUGUGGACCCUGUGUGUGGACCCUGUGUGGACUCUGUGUGGACCCUGUGUGGACCCUGUGUGGACUCUGUGCGGACUCUGUGUGGACCCUGUGUGGACUCUGUGUGGACCCUGUGUGGACUCUGUGUGGACUCUGUGUGGACCCUGUGUGGACCCUGUGUGGACCCUGUGUGGACCCUGUGUGGACUCUGUGUGGACCCUGUGUGGACCCUGUGUGGACUCUGUGCGGACUCUGUGUGGACCCUGUGUGGACUCUGUGUGGACUCUGUGUGGACUCUGUGUGGACCCUGUGUGGACCCUGUGUGGACCCUGUGUGGACUCUGUGUGGACUCUGUGUGGACCCUGUGUGGACCCUGUGUGGACCCUGUGUGGACUCUGUGUGGACCCUGUGUGGACCCUGUGUGGACUCUGUGCGGACUCUGUGUGGACCCUGUGUGGACCCUGUGUGGACCCUGUGUGGACUCUGUGCGGACUCUGUGUGGACCCUGUGUGGACUCUGUGCGGACUCUGUGUGGACCCUGUGUGGACUCUGUGUGGACUCUGUGUGGACUCUGUGUGGACCCUGUGUGGACCCUGUGUGGACUCUGUGCGGACUCUGUGUGGACCCUGUGUGGACUCUGUGUGGACUCUGUGUGGACCCUGUGUGGACUCUGUGUGGACCCUGUGUGGACUCUGUGCGGACUCUGUGUGGACCCUGUGUGGACUCUGUGUGGACUCUGUGUGGACUCUGUGUGGACCCUGUGUGGACCCUGUGUGGACCCUGUGUGGACCCUGUGUGGACCCUGUGUGGACUCUGUGUGGACUCUGUGUGGACCCUGUGUGGACUCUGUGCGGACUCUGUGUGGACCCUGUGUGGACUCUGUGUGGACUCUGUGUGGACCCUGUGUGGACUCUGUGUGGACCCUGUGUGGACUCUGUGUGGACUCUGUGUGGACUCUGUGUGGACUCUGUGUGGACUCUGUGUGGACCCUGUGUGGACCCUGUGUGGACUCUGUGCGGACUCUGUGCGGACCCUGUGCGGACCCUGUGUGGACCCUGUGUGGACCCUGUGUGGACUCUGUGUGGACCCUGUGUGGACCCUGUGUGGACCCUGUGUGGACUCUGUGUGGACUCUGUGUGGACCCUGUGUGGACUCUGUGUGGACUCUGUGUGGACUCUGUGUGGACUCUGUGUGGACCCUGUGUGGACCCUGUGUGGACUCUGUGUGGACUCUGUGUGGACUCUGUGUGGACUCUGUGUGGACUCUGUGUGGACCCUGUGUGGACCCUGUGUGGACCCUGUGUGGACCCUGUGUGGACUCUGUGUGGACUCUGUGUGGACUCUGUGUGGACUCUGUGUGGACCCUGUGUGGACCCUGUGUGGACUCUGUGUGGACUCUGUGUGGACUCUGUGUGGACUCUGUGUGGACUCUGUGUGGACUCUGUGUGGACCCUGUGUGGACUCUGUGUGGACUCUGUGUGGACCCUGUGUGGACCCUGUGUGGACUCUGUGUGGACUCUGUGUGGACUCUGUGUGGACUCUGUGUGGACCCUGUGUGGACUCUGUGUGGACCCUGUGUGGACCCUGUGUGGACUCUGUGUGGACCCUGUGUGGACCCUGUGUGGACUCUGUGUGGACCCUGUGUGGACUCUGUUCCCCCCUCCGAGCACCCAGUGCCCCCUGCCAGUGCCCCCUGCCAGUGCCCCCUGCCAGUGCCCCCUGCCAGUGCCCCCUGCCAGUGCCCCCAAGCAAAGCCCUCCACACAGGCCCCUGCCAAAAGGCAGCAACAGCCAAAGUGACGGAGGAGGAGACAACAGCAGCAACAGCCAAAGUGACGGAGGAGGAGACAACAGCAGCAACAGCCAAAGUGACGGAGGAGGAGACAACAGCAGCAACAGCCAAAGUGACGGAGGAGGAGACAACAGCAACAACAGCCAAAGUGACGGAGGAGGAGACAACAACAGCAACAGCCAAAGUGACGGAGGAGAGACAACAGCAGCAACAGCCAAAGUGACGGAGGAGGAGACAACAACAGCAACAGCCAAAGUGACGGAGGAGGAGACAACAGCAGCAACAGCCAAAGUGACGGAGGAGGAGACAACAACAGCAACAGCCAAAGUGACGGAGGAGAGACAACAGCAGCAACAGCCAAAAGACAACAGCAGCAACAGCCAAAGUGACGGAGGAGGAGACAACAGCAGCAACAGCCAAAGUGACGGAGGAGGAGACAACAGCAGCAACAGCCAAAGUGACGGAGGAGGAGACAACAACAGCAACAGCCAAAGUGACGGAGGAGAGACAACAGCAGCAACAGCCAAAGUGACGGAGGAGGAGGAGACAACAACAGCAACAGCCAAAGUGACGGAGGAGGAGGAGACAACAGCAGCAACAGCCAAAGUGACGGAGGAGGAGGAGACAACAGCAGCAACAGCCAAAGUGACGGAGGAGAGACAACAGCAGCAACAGCCAAAAGACAACAGCAGCAACAGCCAAAGUGACGGAGGAGGAGACAACAGCAGCAACAGCCAAAGUGACGGAGGAGGAGACAACAGCAACAACAGCCAAAGUGACGGAGGAGGAGACAACAGCAGCAACAGCCAAAGUGACGGAGGAGGAGAGACAACAGCAGCAACAGCCAAAGUGACGGAGGAGGAGAGACAACAGGCAGCAACAGCCAAAGUGACGGAGGAGGAGGAGACAACAGCAGCAACAGCCAAAGUGACGGAGGAGGAGGAGACAACAGCAGCAACAGCCAAAGUGACGGAGGAGGAGAGACAACAACAGCAACAGCCAAACAACAGCCAAAGUGACGGAGGAGGAGACAACAACAGCAACAGCCAAAGUGACGGAGGAGACAACAGCAGCAACAGCCAAAGUGACGGAGGAGGAGGAGAGAACAGCAGCAACAGCCAAAGUGACGGAGGAGGAGAGACAACAGCAACAACAGCCAAAGUGACGGAGGAGGAGGAGACAACAACAGCAACAGCCAAAGUGACGGAGGAGACAACAGCAGCAACAGCCAAAGUGACGGAGGAGGAGACAACAGCAGCAACAGCCAAAGUGACGGAGGAGGAGGAGACAACAACAGCAACAGCCAAAGUGACGGAGGAGGAGAGACAACAGCAGCAACAGCCAAACAGCAACAGCCAAAGUGACGGAGGAGACAACAACAGCAACAGCCAAAGUGACGUAGGAGGAGACAACAGCAACAACAGCCAAAGUGACGGAGGAGGAGGAGACAACAGCAGCAACAGCCAAAGUGACGGAGGAGGAGGAGACAACAGCAACAACAGCCAAAGUGACGGAGGAGGAGGAGAGAACAGCAGCAACAGCCAAAGUGACGGAGGAGGAGACAACAGCAGCAACAGCCAAAGUGACGGAGGAGGAGGAGACAACAGCAGCAACAGCCAAAGUGACGGAGGAGAGACAACAGCAGCAACAGCCAAAGUGACGGAGGAGGAGGAGACAACAGCAGCAACAGCCAAAGUGACGGAGGAGGAGGAGACAACAGCAGCAACAGCCAAAGUGACGGAGGAGGAGGAGACAACAACAGCAACAGCCAAAGUGACGGAGGAGGAGGAGACAACAGCAACAACAGCCAAAGUGACGGAGGAGGAGGAGAGAACAGCAGCAACAGCCAAAGUGACGGAGGAGAGACAACAGCAACAACAGCCAAACAGCAACAGCCAAAGUGACGGAGGAGGAGGAGACAACAGCAGCAACAGCCAAAGUGACGGAGGAGGAGACAACAGCAGCAACAGCCAAAGUGACGGAGGAGACAACAGCAACAACAGCCAAAGUGACGGAGGAGGAGGAGAGACAACAACAGCAACAGCCAAAGUGACGGAGGAGGAGGAGACAACAGCAGCAACAGCCAAAGUGACGGAGGAGGAGGAGACAACAGCAGCAACAGCCAAAGUGACGGAGGAGGAGAGACAACAGCAGCAACAGCCAAAAGACAACAGCAGCAACAGCCAAAGUGACGGAGGAGGAGGAGACAACAGCAGCAACAGCCAAAGUGACGGAGGAGGAGGAGACAACAGCAGCAACAGCCAAAGUGACGGAGGAGGAGGAGACAACAACAGCAACAGCCAAAGUGACGGAGGAGGAGGAGACAACAACAGCAACAGCCAAAGUGACGGAGGAGGAGGAGACAACAGCAGCAACAGCCAAAGUGACGGAGGAGGAGGAGACAACAGCAACAACAGCCAAAGUGACGGAGGAGGAGGAGAGAACAGCAGCAACAGCCAAAGUGACGGAGGAGAGACAACAGCAACAACAGCCAAAGUGACGGAGGAGGAGGAGAGACAACAGCAGCAACAGCCAAAAGACAACAGCAGCAACAGCCAAAGUGACGGAGGAGGAGGAGACAACAGCAGCAACAGCCAAAGUGACGGAGGAGAGACAACAGCAGCAACAGCCAAAGUGACGGAGGAGGAGGAGACAACAGCAGCAACAGCCAAAGUGACGGAGGAGGAGGAGACAACAGCAGCAACAGCCAAAGUGACGGAGGAGGAGGAGACAACAACAGCAACAGCCAAAGUGACGGAGGAGGAGGAGACAACAGCAACAACAGCCAAAGUGACGGAGGAGGAGGAGAGAACAGCAGCAACAGCCAAAGUGACGGAGGAGAGACAACAGCAACAACAGCCAAACAGCAACAGCCAAAGUGACGGAGGAGGAGGAGACAACAGCAGCAACAGCCAAAGUGACGGAGGAGGAGACAACAGCAGCAACAGCCAAAGUGACGGAGGAGACAACAGCAACAACAGCCAAAGUGACGGAGGAGGAGGAGAGACAACAACAGCAACAGCCAAAGUGACGGAGGAGGAGGAGACAACAGCAGCAACAGCCAAAGUGACGGAGGAGACAACAGCAGCAACAGCCAAAGUGACGGAGGAGGAGAGACAACAGCAGCAACAGCCAAACAGCAACAGCCAAAGUGACGGAGGAGGAGGAGACAACAGCAGCAACAGCCAAAGUGACGGAGGAGGAGGAGACAACAGCAGCAACAGCCAAAGUGACGGAGGAGGAGGAGACAACAACAGCAACAGCCAAAGUGACGGAGGAGGAGGAGACAACAGCAACAACAGCCAAAGUGACGGAGGAGGAGGAGAGAACAGCAGCAACAGCCAAAAUGACGGAGGAGAGACGACAGCAACAACAGCCAAAGUGACGGAGGAGGAGGAGAGACAACAGCAGCAACAGCCAAAGAGGAGAGACAACAACAGCAACAGCCAAAGUGACGGAGGAGGAGGAGACAACAGCAGCAACAGCCAAAGUGACGGAGGAGACAACAACAGCAACAGCCAAAGUGACGUAGGAGGAGGAGACAACAGCAGCAACAGCCAAAGUGACGGAGGAGGAGGAGACAACAGCAGCAACAGCCAAAGUGACGGAGGAGGAGAGACAACAGCAGCAACAGCCAAAGUGACGGAGGAGGAGGAGACAACAACAGCAACAGCCAAAGUGACGGAGGAGACAACAACAGCAACAGCCAAAGUGACGGAGGAGGAGGAGGCACCAGAGCUCCUCAUUUCCAUGCUUCAUUGGACUAAGGCCCCGGUGCUCCUCCGUUCUCUUCUGCUGUGUGCCUCUGGGUUUUAA